Hemisphaericaspora subhashii is the source of this 1080-nucleotide messenger RNA. RefSeq names its product homoserine dehydrogenase (gene HOM6). Gene Ontology annotation, biological process: L-homoserine biosynthetic process; aspartate family amino acid biosynthetic process. The coding region runs from base 1 to 1080 and encodes 359 amino acids. The transcript has a single exon. Gene Ontology annotation, molecular function: NADP binding; homoserine dehydrogenase activity; aspartate kinase activity. The record is from RefSeq and is a predicted model, not a curated record. NCBI's taxonomy places the organism in Eukaryota, Fungi, Ascomycota, Pichiomycetes, Serinales, Debaryomycetaceae.
AUGAGUAGAUCAGUUAAUGUUGCCAUCAUUGGUUCCGGUGUUGUCGGUUCCGCAUUCAUCAAUCAAUUGAACAAUUUAAAAUCCAAAAUCGUAUACAACGUCGUCUAUUUAGCUAAGAAUACUGAAGAAGCAAUUUUUUCUCCAGACUACUCAACAGUGGACUUAUCAACUUAUGCCACUACUUCUACUGGCAAGCCAUUAUCACUUGACGAUUUAGUCAAAUACCUCAAGGCUAGUGGCAAGCCAACUAUCCUUGUUGAUAAUACAUCCAGCGCAGCAAUUGGGAGCCACUAUCCUGAAUUUAUCAGAAACGGAAUCUCAAUCGCCACACCCAACAAGAAGGCCUUCUCAUCUGACUUGGCUCAAUGGAAGGACAUUUUCACUAGCGAAGAACAACCAGGUGCCGGUUUAGUAUACCAUGAAGCUACUGUUGGUGCCGCCUUACCAAUUCUUGGACCAUUACGUGAUUUAAUACACACUGGUGAUCGUGUAUUAAAGAUUGAAGGAAUCUUUUCUGGUACUUUAUCUUAUAUCUUCAAUGAAUUUUCCAGUUCUUCCCCAUCCGAUGUUAAAUUCUCCGAUGUUGUCAAAGUGGCAAAACAAUUGGGAUAUACCGAACCUGAUCCUCGUGACGACUUGAACGGGUUAGAUGUUGCAAGAAAAGUCACUAUCCUUGCUAGAAUCGCGGGCUUUGAAGUUGCAUCCCCUUCUUCAUUCCCGGUUCACUCUUUGAUUCCAAAGGAGUUAGAAGGAGUACAAAGCGUAGCUGAAUUCAUGGAAAAGUUACCUAACUACGAUGGUGAUAUUCAAAAAGUCAAGGAUGAAGCCUUAGCUGAAGGUAAAGUAUUGAGAUUUGUUGGAAAGGUUGAUUUUGAAACUAACCAAGUAUCGGUUGGUAUUGAGAAAUAUGGCUUCGACCAUCCAUUUGCAUCCUUGAAGGGUAGUGAUAAUGUUGUUUCUAUCAAGACUGAUAGAUAUGCUAAUCCAUUAAUUAUCCAAGGUGCCGGUGCUGGUGCUGAAAUCACUGCUCAUGGUGUUUUAUCUGACGCAGUUAAGAUUGCUGAAAGAAUUGCUGUUUAA